UAUAGACAUGAAUGCAUCGUAACGUGUAAAGGACGGGUUGUGUAUUCUACGGGAUUAAAUUACAACUAGGGCUGAUGUGACAUGUAAUACUUAUUAUGGGUGGCGGAUCUAGCAUCUUCACAAAGCAGGAGCUGGAGGAUUAUCAGGAACUGACAUAUUUUACAAAGAAAGAAAUUCACCAUGUUUUUAAAAGAUUCCAGAGCUUAGUAUUGGACGAUGAUGACGAAAGCGAUAGGGAAGUGACGAAACACACCAAACUAUCACGUGACGAUCUAUUUAAUCUUCCAGAACUCAAGGUGAACCCGUUUAAAGAUCGGAUCUUGAGGGUAUUUUCGUCCUCCAACGAUGAUAGCAUGACGUUUGAGGAUUUCCUCGAUAUGAUGUCCGUGUUCUGUGACCACGCCCCCUUGGCAAUCAAAGUAGAAUAUGCCUUCAGAAUUUAUGAUUUUGAUGAAGAUGAAGCAAUCGGUCGAGGUGAUUUAAAACAGGUGAUUGACAGAUUGACAGGUGAAAAAACUCUUGGAGAAGCUGACAUGGACCAACUUAUUAACUCCAUAAUGGAUGAGGCAGACCUGGAUAAUGAUGACGCAUUGUCGUUUGCCGAGUUCGAACAUGUGAUGACUAAAAACCCGGAGUUUGUCACGAGUUUCAGGAUUCGCAUGUAAAUAUACCUGUGACACCCAGCAUGACACUGAAACAUAUCUUUGAUGGUGUCUUGUGACGCCUGUAAAUAUUUCUAUCAUGACACGUCUUGAUAUCUUUAAGACGCCUGUAAAUAUUACUAUGUUGAUAUAUCUUUGUAAAAGACACGGAAGCCGGGUGGCCGACGCUGUAAAAAUGCUUUAGUAACAUUUUUACGGAAGCAAUAGACAGUCACUGUGUUAUAACAAUAGCAUAUUUUCUGAGGAAAUGUUUCUUUUCUGUGAUUUUUUUUUGUUCAGUUAUAAAAUUUGAAAUCCUGGCAUAUGCAAUUUUAAAGGCAAAAAUGCACUAUACAUUUUAGAAUGUGUGCAAUGUACCUACCACUAACUACUUAUUUUAUUGUGUCAGUCUGUGAAUGUUUACACACCUGUACAGUGUAUGUACCUGUAUGUACCAAAUGAUGUCUGUCAUUGUUAUCUAUCACCUCUAUCAAUUGUUGUACAGUACUGAUUAAAUCAAUAUUCUAUACAA
Saccostrea echinata is the source of this 1173-nucleotide messenger RNA. Its product is annotated as calcium and integrin-binding protein 1-like. NCBI's taxonomy places the organism in Eukaryota, Metazoa, Mollusca, Bivalvia, Ostreida, Ostreidae. The record is from RefSeq and is a predicted model, not a curated record. The transcript has 8 exons. Gene Ontology annotation, molecular function: calcium ion binding. The coding region runs from base 96 to 665 and encodes 189 amino acids.